Annulohypoxylon maeteangense is the source of this 1893-nucleotide messenger RNA. RefSeq lists its product as uncharacterized. NCBI's taxonomy places the organism in Eukaryota, Fungi, Ascomycota, Sordariomycetes, Xylariales, Hypoxylaceae. The record is from RefSeq and is a predicted model, not a curated record. The coding region runs from base 260 to 1849 and encodes 529 amino acids. The transcript is spliced from 4 exons.
UUGUACUCCGCCUGAUCAUUGACACUUGGUGUUUGUCAACGACCAACUAAGGGCACUAAGGAAAGUGAACUGGAUACGCCCUAUUUUCGAGCCGCACUAUCCCAACGAAUAUUCGUCAAGGCGGCGCCUUCUCAAAGAUUCAUCCAAACAACUACAGCUCACCGAAUCUGUGAACCGCGUUUGCGCUGCACUUUUACAAUAUCGCCGACACUUACUCCCUUAACCAGGUAACUCGAUUUCCAGCGCUAGAUACUUCAAAAUGGUGUCCAAAACUUUCUCUACCCUCGCUUUCCUGAGCGCCGUCACCGAUGUGUCGGCUUUCUGGCGCAUGGAAUGUCGAGGCCGCACGGGUCUAGCUCGUAUUGACCCUAUCAUGGAUCUGGGCAAGCUAUCACCUCAUAUUCACACUGUUCAUGGCUCGUCUGGUUUCAAUCUUGCCGCAACCUACGAUGACCUGACCGGUGGCAACUGCACUUCUUGUGCUGUAUCGCAAGACAAGUCCGCUUAUUGGACUCCUGCCCUUUACUUCCAGGACACUUCGACGAACGAGUUUGAGAUUGUCCCACAGGUCGGUGGCAUGUUAGCUUACUAUCUCUUGCGUGGAGACAAUGUGACCGCCUUUCCGGCUGGAUUCAAGAUGGUUGCUGGCAGCAAUUAUCGCCGAUCAUACACUGUCGGCGAUCCUAAAUCCCCUGACCCCCCUCAAUCCAACUGGGCUGCUCUCAAGCAAACUAGCCAGGAUGACCUGGAGCAACGAGCUCUCGGAUUUAACUGUCUUGACUACAGCAAGACACCUGAGGCCUCAUUGUACCGUCAUUACCUGCCAGAGAAGACUUAUCUUGACGGCAACUGCCCUGAUGGUCUUCGUCUUGAACUGAUGUUCCCUUCAUGCUGGAAUGGUCAGGCAACUGCGACGGAUCACAAGAGCCAUGUGGCGUAUCCUAGCUUGGUCGGUAAUGGAGACUGCCCGGAUACUCACCCACAACGCCUGGUCACGUUGUUCUAUGAAACUAUCUGGGAUACCAACGCGAAGCAGUUCCAGGGUCGACAAGGACAGUUUGUCGUCUCUAACGGCGACCCAACAGGAUUCGGCUACCACGGUGACUUCAUGACCGGUUGGAACCCCAACUUCUUGCAGGAAGCUAUUAACACCUGCACGAAUGACUCUGGCGAUAUUCGAGAUUGCCCUCUCUUUGUUAACCCAACCCCUAUCCAGAGCGAGGCACAGCAGAAUACUUGUGAGUUCGACAUGCCGCUCUCGUUGCUCUCUGAGGACGGCUCUGCACUCGACCUGAAGAAUCUCCCUGGUAACGUCGCGAUUCAAUCUGGUCCCCAGUCUGCUACCCCUGGAGCUGCCAACCCCAUCGAGUCUGCCAUUUCUGCUGCUACCAGUUGGCUCGGCGGUGUCUUUGGUGGUAGCUCGACGACAACAUCAAGUGUUGCACCUAUUACCUCUUCUAUCGCCACCACAUCUAGCACGAGCUCACUUAGUCUCCCCACUGGCGGAGCCUUCAUCGAGUCAGCGGCGACUUCAUCGUCUGCAGUUUUCAAUGCCCUUGGUGUGCCGGCUGCCGAAACAUCUUCAAGCGUUGUUUCGAGCUCGGCACCCCCUGCACCAACUUCGGCUCCGGUAGUUACUUCCCAGCCUGGUGUAUCCUACGAGAUUGUUAGCACCCAGACGGUAACAAAUGCUGGCCUAGUCGAAGAGAUAGUAUGGAUGGAGCCUGUGGUGUACGUAACCGAAGACUCUGUUACCACUGUGACGGUGGCGUCCGAGUCGGUAAUCUCCGCACGAAAGGUGCGCGAAAGACACUUAUAUCGACACCAGCAUCAUGCUCGACGAUCAUAAGUGAUCAACCAAUUCAUUCAUUUCUAUUCGUUUCGGUGGAAAUA